AUGGAAAAUUUUAAUAUUCUUUUAUCAGAUUUAAAUUGGGAAGACCUCCUUGAUAUUGAACACGUAGAUAUGGCAUACGACAAGUUUAUUGAUAAAUUACAACAACUUUACAGUUCGGCUUUUCCUGUAGUUACAAAAUGGUAUUCAACUGACCAUGCCAUUAUUAAUAUUGUUCACGAUAUAUUUAAAGCCUUUGAUGAAAAAAAUUUGUAUCCGGGUCAGAAUGCGAAUGAUAGACCUGAUUUGGUUACUCGAGUAUUUAAACUCAAGUUAAAUAACCUCCUCAAUGAUAUAUUCAAACAUGGUGUAUUCGGCAAAGUUGUAACGCAUGUUCAGGUUAUUGAGUUUCAAAAGCGUGGUUUGCCGCAUGCCCACAUUUUACUUCAUUUAGCAAAUGAUGAUAAACUUGAAACAUCACAGGAUAUCGAUAAUUUGAUUUGUGCAGAAAUAAUAGAUCCGAUAGUUAAUUGUGAACUUUAUGAUAUUAUCAAAACUUGCAUGAUUCACGGCCCAUGUGGGAUACUGAAUCCAAAUUCUCCCUGCAUGAAAGAUGGGGUGUGCAGCAAAAAAUAUCCUAAAGAUUUUAAUGCCAACACAGUAGCUGUUCACAAUGGUUAUCCGCGCAAUAGGCGUCGUGAUAAUGGGUUGGUUAUCAAUAUUAAAGGCAACAAUGUAAAUAACCGUUGGGUGGUACCUUAUAAUCCUUGGUUGUCAAAGAAAUAUCAAGCCCACAUUAAUGUUGAAGCUUGCAUGUCUGUGAAGGCUGUUAAAUAUUUGUAUAAAUACAUAUACAAAGGGCAUGAUUGUGCGAAUGUUUUGAUAAAUGAACAGGUUAAUCACGAUGAAAUAAACACUUUCUUAGAUUGUCGUUAUGUUAGUGCACCUGAGGCGCUGUGGCGAAUAUUUGAGUACCCCAUAAGUCAUAUGUCACACUCUAUUAUCCGUCUUAAGGUUCAUCUUCCUGAGAAUCAGAUUGUGUAUUUUAGAGAAGGAGAAGAACAAGGGGCGUUAGAUCGUGCUGCUCAACGUGAUACACACCUUACGGCCUGGUUUAAAUUGAAUUCUGAAAUUGAAGGAGCCAAUCGCUAUUCAUAUGUUGACAUUCCAUAUCACUUUGUAUUUGAUGAUAAACAUUGUAAAUGGAAGGUUAGACGAAGAGGUGAAAAUUAG
Molecule: messenger RNA, 1170 nt
Organism: Hydra vulgaris (swiftwater hydra)
Lineage: Eukaryota; Metazoa; Cnidaria; Hydrozoa; Anthoathecata; Hydridae
Source: RefSeq, a predicted model, not a curated record